Sabethes cyaneus is the source of this 6596-nucleotide messenger RNA. RefSeq names its product alpha-2A adrenergic receptor (gene Octalpha2R). Gene Ontology annotation, molecular function: G protein-coupled amine receptor activity. The coding region runs from base 2765 to 4585 and encodes 606 amino acids. The transcript has 4 exons. The record is from RefSeq and is a predicted model, not a curated record. Gene Ontology annotation, biological process: adenylate cyclase-activating adrenergic receptor signaling pathway. Gene Ontology annotation, cellular component: membrane. Lineage: Eukaryota; Metazoa; Arthropoda; Insecta; Diptera; Culicidae.
ACGUGCGGAUAGUCGGAGUUUUCCCAGUUCCACAAAACUUUGUAUCUUUCUCUGUACACUUCAUCUGGCUGGCCGUUCUGCGCGAGUAAGGAGUGUACUUACCUGUACUUGAUUUCGCCUGUUUUGGUUUACCCUCCCCCGUUUGGACGGAAGAACAGACGGACGGAUGCAUUCGCGAUUCGGGUACGUGCAGAUUACGUUGGUAGUUUGAUUUUCUUCUAUUUUGGAAAAACUGCUUUUGGUCAACAAGUUACUGUCAGUGAGUUGCUGUCUGCCUGCCAUUGCGUUAUCCCAUCCGCCCCGGCGGAAUCGCGCGCGGUGAGUAAUGAUGGGGCUACGCGAUCUGAAUCCGAAUUUCGCUUCGAGUGAGGUUGCCUUUUCGAGCUGAAAUGAAGAUUAGACGGCGGAAGAAAAAGGCAGCGGAAAUCGAUCUCCAGCAGAGUGCUUUUUUCGUUUUUGCUCGGUCCGGUUGGUGAGGAAAUCUGAGAGGCACACACAAAAAAAAACGACGAAGCCAAAAUAGAAGAAUGUAAGGAUGACAGUCGUGCUGUGAAUAAGUAAUGCCGUUGAUAGUCAAAAAGUGGUUCAAAGUGGUGCUUUUUUCGCGCAGUUGGCUCGUGAUUCGCUGGGGAAUCGUCCGUCGUACCGAAUGCUGAGGGAUCCGUUAUCUGGGGAUUCGAAUUUGCCAAUUGGAUCAUGAUACUAAUCUGAUUUGCAGGCUAACCUCCUCGCACACACACACACAGUCGGGCCCGUAAACCGAAUGACAAACGGGUGUGACCCCGGAGGGGGAUUAGGUUCUAGUGCGUAAGGAUUACCGAACAAUAUUGUUAGCAAUGUGGCCGGCCAGCAGAGGCAAGCCAAGUACGAACAACGAGAAAGACUAAAAUGACUGUCGCGUUUCGUCGUCGUUCCGUCGAUUCGGGAGGAAAUUAGUUUCUGAUGAUUCGCACAUAAAGAACUGAUUUCGGGUGCGGAACAGAGCGGACGAGACACGUUCGUCUGAUGGUUGAAAAUCUUUUUUUUUAUUUCUGAUAUUCUUCUUCAUGCUGGUUGUUGGAACGGAAGCGGAAAAGCCGGUGACGGAAAACCAACAAGUGAACAGUAGCUGCCGUCUCAGCAACAGUCGCUGCCAAGAGCGAAGAAAAUAAAGUGAUUCUCUGUGUUUCGGUGUGUUUGUUCUUAGGUCUCUGUUUGCUGAUUCAAAUGUGAUAUCGUAACCGUGAAGCAGAUAAAUGGAAAAUGUAGAAGCGACUGCGAUGGUUUCUUUUCUGCUCCCGUGAACAAGAAGAUAGAAGGAAGAAGCUCAAAUAAAAAGAAAAUGAAAACGUGCAUGUGUGAGUUGGCAGGAUUCCAAUGAUAACAAAAGAACGGCUCGGAAAAGCAAAGAUCGUUUUUGUGGCUUAGGGCGGAGACAGAGGCAGCACGACGACGACGACGACGACGACGACGGUGGAAAGCCGCUGGAGAAGGAUUAAUCUCACGCCGGAUUCAACGAUCCUGUAAUCACUGGAUUCGAAGCUCACCUACCGGUUCACCGCUGCUCUUCGGCUUCGUGAUACCCUCGUAGGAUCGCCACCGCGCAACACGUCCACUAUUGCAUCCAGCGACGAAGCCAGUAGCAACCAUUCCAGGUUUCGUUCCGAUCUCGUUUGUCGUAUCCGACAAAAUCAACCGUAGUGGUGGCAACGCUGCCAGCUACUCGUCAGUAUUGCCAGCGCUGAAGACAAUCCGAAGCACUACGCACUACACUAUUCGGGCGGCUGUACGCCGGAAGAAGCGUCGAAGACGGAAGAAAAAGCUACCCAUCGCAACGACGAUGGGCCACUACCAGGUGGCGCUCAGUACUACUACUACCACAACUACCGCACUUACUACUAAUCAAUGAUGAACCGAUAACUAUGAACUGUAGAGUAGCAGCUAGCAGCACUGCAGAGUGUGUGCACAAAACCCAAGACACAAAAAAGCCGUAUGUUUGUGCCAGUUGUAUUUUCGUUUCCUGGGUGUGUGUUAAGUCUUUCGUUCUCUAGAUAAAUAAUUAUUGAUAGCCAUCAAGUUUUUUGCUGUUUGAAUAUUGACAACACGUCAAUCGCGUUACACUUUUUCACAAGCCGAUUCCCCCAAAGGGCCAAGAGGAGCACACAAUUAAUGCGGAAAAUCGGAAUUUCGGAACAAAACGGGUAUUUCAAUCGUUGUUAUUGAUCGUUUCGUAGCAACAAAUAGAGGAGCAAACGACAUAUUAUUCGAGCAUCAAGCCAAAAUUUCGUGUAUGUGUGUGUAUGUGUGCGCGGGAUUAGAGAGAUAUUCUAGCAAAAGAGAGAGAGAAAAAGAGGCGGCACGGUGUACGCAAGAAUGAGUAUUGGAAAUCGCACACUGGAGUAAGCCGACGACUGCUCCGAGGAGUAGGAGAAGAAAGAAGUGUUUUUGUUUAGUGAACCGAUCGGAAGGAUUCGGGAAGCUGAACUUAUUAAAAGUGCACGUGUAAAUAUUGGAAUUAUCUAAUACAUUUGUGUCUAUUACGUAAACUAAACUUCUUUGGGAGCAUUGGAUUAUUCAUCAACUAAUAGAGAAUAGCUUUAUUUGUAAAUAUAAAACUAAUCACAAAGAAUUUGAUCGGAAAAAAUAGGGACCAGCCAAUUGCUUCAUUUUUAAACCCAUUUGAAUGUACUGCCGAACGCAGCGCACCCUGUAGGCCCAGUAGUCGGGGAAAAUAAAUCACAAUCUAGUAGGCAGAGAGUACAAGACUAACGAUAACACCACAGCAAUGGAUUACCCCUUGAUGCCAGGGAACAUCUCGCAGGAGGACUUUCUGGCCAUUGUCGGCGGGAACGGAUCACUGGCCGGGAUCGGGCAACCGUUCAACGAUACAUUGAACGGAGUGCUGGCCACCGGCGGCGACAAUCGGACUUUAUUCCAAGGCUACCCGAGCGGAUACACACUGCCGCACAUCAUCAUCGCUUCAAUUAUCGUGACAAUACUAAUGAUAGUGAUCGUAGUUGGCAACAUGCUGGUGAUCAUAGCGAUCGCCACCGAGAAGGCGCUCAAGAACAUCCAGAACUGGUUCAUAGCAUCGCUGGCCGUGGCCGACUUCUUUCUCGGCUUGGUCAUCAUGCCGUUCUCGCUGGCCAACGAACUGAUGGGCUACUGGAUCUUCGGCAACUGGUGGUGCGACAUCCAUUCGGCAAUGGAUGUCCUGCUGUGUACGUCGUCGAUAAUGAAUCUGUGUUUGAUCUCGCUCGACCGUUACUGGAGCAUAACGAAAGCGAUCGAAUAUCUUAAGUCAAGGACACCAGCCCGGGCUGCGUUCAUGAUUGCUGCAGUGUGGAUCAUGUCGGCGUUGGUGUGCAUUCCGCCGCUGCUCGGCUGGAAGGCACCUCGGCCGGAGGAACAUGUGGCGCUUCCGCAGUGUCAGCUGAGUCAAGAUAUUGGCUAUGUGCUCUACUCGGCGCUCGGAUCUUUCUACAUUCCAAGCUGCAUUAUGGUGUUUGUCUACAUCAGGAUCUACUAUGCUGCGAAGGCGCGAGCACGCCGAGGGAUCCGAAAAAAGCCACUGAAGCCGCCCAGUGAACAGGACACCAGCUUCACUCGUCCCGUCGGCACCAAUCCGAUGCCGUCUCUCCCCAGUGCCUCAUCCGUGUCGGCCGGCGCAGUGGCCCCUACGGCUACCAGCGUCAACGGUCAGCAUCCCGCUGCCAACAGUAACAACAACAACAAUAGUUUAAACAAUAACCCUAGCCACCAGCAGCAGAUAGCGACGAUAGAACCACCACCCAGAGGGUUAGGAGCCGCAGCCGGUGGGACCAGUGGCGCCACUAUGGCCAUUCCGGUGGUGACGUGCGAUUUUGCCUCGGAUAUGUCCACCAGUGAGGCAGCGGAUCACGAUCACGCGGCGGUCAUGCAGGAAAUGAAGGAUACACUGAAAGUUGUCAAGCCAGGCGGUGGAUUAACGGCGCUGCCCCUGUUGCGUGGCAACAACGGAGCAGCUGCAAAUUCUGGAGCGGCGAUAAGUCCACGGAAUCGAGCACUGUCGGUUGGUAUCGAGACGGAUAUGGUCAGUGAGUUCGACCCGUCUAGUUCGGACUCGGGUGUGGUCAGUAGGUGUGCUGUGGUGAAACCACUUAAAUUCAGGCUGUGUCAACCAAUUUUCGGGCAAAGGGGGCGAGGUAGGAAUAAGAAUAACAAUGCCAAAAGUAAUUGCGCGGGGUCAAGUACCGGGACCGGGCCAGGUCAACAGACGAUUUCGAUAUCUGCCCGAGCGACAGAUAGUGCUUGCAGUGAGAUGGAACCGGCUUUACCGAAGGUAAAGCCCAGAGAUCCGGAAAAAGAAAAGCGAAGGAUAGCGAGGAAGAAGGAGAAAAGGGCGACCCUAAUUUUGGGGUUGAUUAUGGGUAGUUUCAUAGCCUGUUGGCUACCGUUCUUCUUCCUGUACAUUCUGGUGCCCGUUUGCAAGGACUGCCAUAUACCUGAUAUUGCAUUUUCGCUAGCAUUUUGGUUGGGAUAUAUGAAUUCGGCCCUAAAUCCGGCCAUCUACACUAUAUUCAACAAGGACUUCCGGAGGGCCUUCCGACGGAUCCUAUUCAAGUGAUGUUUGGCAUAUGUGUGCUGCUAUCGCUGCGUUUCCCGGAGUAUCGAAAAAGCUACGGAGCGGGCGGUCAGUGGUGCACAGCUUGGCGGUGGAGGUUACCGCGGAGGUUACCUCCGAUAACCCCGUUAAGAAGAAGUGGCCAACUGCUUCCUUGAAGCUUUCUCUUCAACCAAACUAAAACAAGCUAACACCACCGGCUAAUCUGGUGUCGGUGGUGGCGCUGACAACCUAAGACUAAAACACCAAGUGUACGCGCGCACACACAUACACACACAAGCAAAACAUACAACAAAAUACGUAGGCUCCAACACUCGGGGCGGUUCCAAUUGUAGUAUCAAGUCCCACCCGUCGCCAGAAGGUUGGCUGAGAAGAAUUUAUCUUUUAGAAAGACUAAUCAAAAUGAAGAAACUCGCAAAUUUUAUACGAAGUACACUAUCUAUACUUUCAAGGUUAGAUGUUGAAUCGUCGAAUCGAAGAAGAAAAAAAAUAUUCCAAAACUCCCCCACCCGAACUGUACCGCUCGCUCCCGCUUCCCACUUUUAUUAGCAGGGCUGGACCCGGUUUAAGAGGCUGUGGGACCUACCCUCUUCCAUGAAAGAGAGACAGAGACAUACACUAGGAAAACAAACGAUAGCGUAAGCAAUAAUAGUUAUUUCACUCUUGAGUUUCAAAUUACUAGCAAUAGGUUUCGAAUAAUACUAGCAAAAAAAAUACAAAUCGCGUCAAAAUAUGUGUAGUAAUUUUCUCAAGUUAAGACUAAUACGGAAAUACGCAACGGAAAUAGAGAGAGAGUGGAAAAUCGUGUAAAAAUUAACAAACUCUGGCAGGUGAAUACCGGUAUAAAAAUAAACAAUUAGAAUUUUUAUAACUCUGGCUGGAGUCGGCUGGUGGAAAAUGUGCCCCUAUCUAGUGAACCUACCAGCCGUCUCCAUCCGCUUGUAAAUAGUCUGUACAUAUGAAGUAACAUAUAGUUUCAGCUCAUCGCACUCACCGAAACAUCCAACAGUACUAGUGCUCUAGAACCAGCAUUCAUAAACAAAACGAAACCGUGUUUUAAUCAAGCAAUAAAUCCACGGCCUUACGGCCAAUCCCACAGGGUCGGGGAUCCAAAAGAUCUGUACAUAACCUAAUGAAGUAAAAAAAAAACAAACGAUUGUUAGUGUUCUAUUAGAAGAAAAUUUUAACAAAAAGGUAAUCAAAAAAAAAACUCGUUCUGUACAUAAGUGUUAUUUUCCUAGAAGGAUAUAGUGAUUCUUAUACAACCGAUUUGUCUAACACAAACGUAAAAAAAAUCAUUAACACAAACACACUCACACAAAAAGUAUAGUUUUUGAUAUUAUAGUAAAUGUUACAGAGUAAAAUGUGUGCAAACCUAUACUCUUGCAAAAUGAAAAAGCAAAAAAAAAACAACACGACAAAGCGUAAGACAUGUUUGUGAUGGCGCCGUUGGCCUGCGAAAAGCUAACGUAAAAAAAACGUACUAUGAAAGAAAUUCAGUGAAAAUUAGGCGCAAUCCCUUCCACCAGAGGGCACCGGAGGAUUCGGCUCUCGAAAGCGGGAAAUGUUAAAAUGAAAUUAAAAACAGCUUCCAGCUUCGCGAUUCCUUUUACUGGGUCAGUCAGUCCGAGUCGUUGCGCUGAAGUUGAAAGCUGAAAACCCUGUACAGUCGGAACAUUUUCCCCAAUCCGGUGCCCGGAAGGCGAGAGCGCGCAACUUUAGGCAGUCAACUAAGACUACACACAGUUAAAACCUGCAGAAACAAAGCAAAAAAAAACUAGAGAAAAAAACCUAUUAAUAAAAGUUAGUUUGAAGAAUAGAAUUCUAAAUUCUUACAAUUAAUAAUCAACAAACAAGCAGCUAGGUGUAUAUUUUUCUUCACACGAAUACAACAAUCUAGUUACCCGGGGCGAAAGAUGCUCGGAUUUUGGUGUUUUUGAACGGACGAAGCGAACGAGCGCGAAUUCAUUAGUGUCUAUUUAGAUAAAAUUAAAACAAACAAACAAAGAGGAAA